Molecule: messenger RNA, 291 nt
Organism: Caenorhabditis elegans
Lineage: Eukaryota; Metazoa; Nematoda; Chromadorea; Rhabditida; Rhabditidae
Gene: F56C3.10
Product: Ovule protein
Exons: 1
Coding region: 1-291 (96 amino acids)
Source: RefSeq, marked reviewed
AUGCCCCCAAAAAAGACAAUGGAACAGCUUGUGAAGGAUGCCGAAGAGAUAUGCCGUAUUCAAACUCUCAUGUAUGAAGAGAGAAUGGCUCGAGAAGCUUUGAAAAACAUCUCAACUAGUUCGUCAGUCCCGGCACCCAAAAAAGUUCCGUCAACAUCUCAAAUUCCACCGGAAUCCAAAUCUCAAUCCAAACGUUGGGCAGCGAUGAUGAUCGACUUUCCAAAAGCUCAGCCACCGAAAAGCCAAGAAGACACCAAAUCUAAGCAAUCCUCAGCUGAUGGUGGACAUUAA